UUUUUAUCAGCUGGGAAACAGAGAACGCGAUACUGCAACCAAACGCAUUGCAUUUGCCGAGGCCAAGCCGGUGAAACCACCAUAUUUGGAAGAACGCGGUGAGAUAAAUCGCAGUCAAAAAGUCCUGAGAAUUCUUGAGCUGAGAAUUUCGAAAGCCGAGAAGGGUAUCUUCCUCUUUUCUUGGAAUUGCUGAUGGAACUGUGUUAGCUUGCUGCCACAAGCAAGAACAAAAGAGAGAUAAUGAAGGGUCCGGUGCUUCGUAGACCUUUAAUUUCGGGAGUGAAGCUUCCCUUGUUAGUUGGUGUGGACUCGUUGCCUUGCACUGCGACGUCGCCCACAGUUCAAACCUCGUAUUCUCCUAGAUGGAGAGGAUUAUCAAGAAGGAAACAAACAUGCAGCACAUUCCAAGCGCAAGCAUCCAAUGUGAGUAUUGGAUCGGGGGGGUACGAAGGUAGGGAUGAAAAUGAAAAUCAGAAUGCCUUGGGAGAGAAUCCACCUGGAAGCAGUUCAUCAACAAUCAAGAAGAUACCUGGCCAAAUUCCUUAUCCUCUCUCUGUUGCUUUGGUUCUCUUUGGAUGCACUUUGGUAUUUUCAUUAAUUGCGUUUGUCAAGGGUGGACCUUCAUCACUAUUAGCUGCGAUCGCAAAGUCAGGCUUCACAGCUGCAUUCGCAUUAAUAUUUGUUUCUGAGAUCGGGGAUAAGACAUUCUUCAUUGCUGCACUAUUGGCCAUGCAAUACAAAAAGGGACUGGUUCUUUUAGGAUCAAUGGGUGCUCUUUCAUUAAUGACAAUCCUGUCUGUUGUGAGAAAGAUAUUUCAGUCAGUACCUGCUCAGUUCCAGACUGCCUUACCAAUUGGGGAAUAUGCUGCUGUGACUUUGCUUAUAUUCUUUGGUCUCAAAUCAAUAAAAGAUGCAUGGGAUAUUCCGUCAAAUGUAGAUAAGAGUGGAGAGAAGAGCAGUCCUGAACUAGAUGAAUACGUCGAAGCUGAAGAGCUUGUAAAAGAAAAGGUCUCCAAACGGCUUUCAAAUCCUCUUGAGAUUGUCUGGAAGUCCUUCAGCCUCGUAUUCUUUGCUGAAUGGGGAGAUCGGUCAAUGCUUGCUACAAUAGCCCUCGGUGCAGCACAGUCCCCAUGGGGUGUUGCGAGUGGAGCUAUUGUUGGACACCUUGUGGCAACGUCUAUUGCGAUUCUUGGGGGUGCAUUUCUAGCCAACUACAUAUCUGAGAAGCUUGUUGGCUAUUUGGGUGGAGUGCUGUUUCUUGUUUUUGCAGUAGCGACAUUCUUUGGAGUUUUCUAGAGGUUUUCAGACUGCUGAAAGGGUGAGCUCAGAGCUCGUGAGGUGUAAUAUUGCUUGCAGAGCUUGGUAGAGGGACAAGAUCUAAAUAGGCUGGAAAUAAAGGUGCUGAAGAUCUAACAUAGGCCUUCGCUUGUUUUCAUGUGUAUCCACAACUGCAAACGAGCUUGACUUGAAGCAUGUAAAAUGAGGGUUAUUUGCUGAAAACUUUGUCUAGGCCCAGAUGCAUUUUUCUUA
Molecule: messenger RNA, 1530 nt
Organism: Eucalyptus grandis
Lineage: Eukaryota; Viridiplantae; Streptophyta; Magnoliopsida; Myrtales; Myrtaceae
Product: protein PAM71-homolog, chloroplastic
Biological process (GO): manganese ion transmembrane transport; calcium ion transmembrane transport; Golgi calcium ion transport
Cellular component (GO): chloroplast; Golgi apparatus
Molecular function (GO): calcium ion transmembrane transporter activity; manganese ion transmembrane transporter activity
Source: RefSeq, a predicted model, not a curated record